UUAGCCACGCCCACGCAUGCACAUGCCCUACAGCAGCAGCAGCAGCAGCAGCAACAACCGCCACAACAACAGCAGCAUCAUCAUUUGCUGCAGCUGCAACACCAGCAGCAACACUUGCAACACCAGCAACAUCACAUGCAGCAACAUAUGCAAACGCAUCAUAACUUUCAGCAACAUGAGCCCACGCCAUUGUCACAGCAGCAACAACACUUGCAGCAGCAGCAACAUCAACAGCAGCAACAGCAACAACAGCAGCAGCAGCAGCAACAGCAGCAACAGCAACAGGCAGCCGGCAUGUUUACAAGAUUCGACGCCAACAAAUCAACGAAGGGCGCCUCGAAGAUGCGGCGCGAUCUUAUAAAUGCGGAGAUAGCCAAUCUGCGGGAUCUGCUGCCGCUGCCGCAAUCGACGCGCCAGCGACUGUCGCAGCUGCAGCUGAUGGCCCUGGUCUGUGUCUAUGUGCGCAAAGCCAACUACUUCCAACAAGUUUUCAAGCGACACAAUACGCUGCAUCAACAUCAUCAGACCACAACACCAAAUAUUGGCUUCUCGAAGGCACUCUCAGGCUUUCUCAUGAUGCUCACACAAAAUGGCAAAUUGCUCUAUAUAUCGGAUAAUGCUGCCGAGUACCUGGGACAUUCCAUGGAGGAUUUACUGAUACAUGGGGACUCCGUUUACGAUAUCAUUGACAAACAGGAUCACGCAACCAUACAGGCCGAGCUAAAUCGGAACGUGCCACCGCAGCCAGGUGGCAGCAACAGCAGCAGCGUUGGCGUCGGCGUUGGCGAUUCGACAGCCAGCAAUGGCACUGGCGGCGCCUCCAGUUUGGAGGGGGAGCAUCGCAUGUUUCUCUGUCGCAUGAAUGUUAGCCGCAAUGCGCGACGGCAAAUGCGUUUCGGUGAUCAGAAGGUCGUUCUGGUACAGGGUCACUAUUUGUCAUUCCUGCCGCUCUGCAGUCGGAACGAGCCCGUCUUUUUAGCCACCUGCACACCCAUCGCCAUGCCGGAGACACGCGAGUGUGUGGUGCAGGGCGCCACCAAUGUGUUCACCACCAUACACUCCAUGGAUAUGAAAAUCGCACACAUCGACAAGAAUGGCGAAUUCCACUUGGGCUACGAGAAGGCAGCGCUGCAGGGCACGUCCUGGUACAAUCUGAUACACAGCGAGAAUCUGCGCGAGGCGCAGAGCAAGCACAGGCUAAUAACGCAAUCGGAACAGGAUCGCAGUUGCAUUCUUCUAGUGCGCAUGCAGAGGUCUAGUGGCGAGUACACCUGGGUACACGUGGUGCUCCAGGUGCGAGAUAGUCCCGACUCAACACAACAACCUGUCAUUGUGUGCACCAACCAGGUGCUGAAUGAUCGCGAGGCUACCAUAAUGCUGGCCAACUCGUGGCUCUAUCACUACUACACGGUGCAGUCGAAGAUACAGUUCGGCAUGCCGCUGGAUAGUGCGAUGCGUGUGCCGCCGGGCAGCAACUCCGGCGGCUACUACGGCUCACAUCAGCAGCCGCAUGGCGGCGGAGCUGCGAGCGUGGGCCUGGGCAUGCCGGGCUCUGCGACGGGCAUGUCGAGCGUAUUUGGCAGCCAUCAUGCGCAUCAUCAUCACCAUCAUGGGACGGCAGCUGCCUCCUACCAUCACCAUCAUCCGCACAUGGGCGCCGCCUAUGGAGGCGUCUACCAUGCCGAGGGUGCAGUCGAACUGAAGGAGGACCAGCAGCUGUACGGCUUUCAGCCGGGCGGCGGUGGCAGCGGCCUGGAGCCCGUAGAUUAUAGUCAAGUGAAUGGCGCGCCUACCGGCGGCAGUCAAAAGUCCACACCGUCGGCAACACCGCCGCCGCCUAAGAAACGGGCGCGGAACAAACUGGAGCCGCUCUAUUUGCACGCUGAGCGCUCGCCGGUGGCGGCCAUUACGCCGGAGCCGGACUGUUAUGCGCUGCAUCCGGGCGCAGCGUAUGCCACGGCCGCAGCUGGAGUGGCGGCCAGCAGCAGCGAUGCCACCGCCUCGGUUAUUUAUGCCACCAUUGUGCCAACACGUCCGCGUUUGCUGAACAAGACGCUGCCGCCGGAUCCGGCGGAUUUUAUUGAGCAAUGGAAUCCCAGUCCGCCCUGGUCGGAGUCGGCGCAGAAAGCAUCGCUGGAUAGCUUUGGCUCCUCGCAUGAGCUCAGUCCCUGCAUCACCACUACGCCGCCCACGCCGACCAGUGCCACGCCCCAUCAUGGUGGCAUCAGCGUCCAAACGAUCGGACCCGCGUUCAGCUUUGAAUGGAUGUCGGACCCCCUGGUGCCCGUUGCCUAUCAACAGUGGCCGCCCGCUACAGGCGAUCAUCAUCAGCAUCUGUCGCAGCAUCUGGCCGCGGCACAGCAGCAACAUCAACACCACCAACAGCAACACCACCAC
Messenger RNA from Drosophila navojoa, 2397 nucleotides. It is a transcript of the gene dysf, whose product is annotated as neuronal PAS domain protein dysfusion. The record is from RefSeq and is a predicted model, not a curated record. Gene Ontology annotation, biological process: regulation of transcription by RNA polymerase II. Lineage: Eukaryota; Metazoa; Arthropoda; Insecta; Diptera; Drosophilidae. Gene Ontology annotation, molecular function: protein dimerization activity; DNA-binding transcription factor activity, RNA polymerase II-specific; RNA polymerase II transcription regulatory region sequence-specific DNA binding.